Molecule: messenger RNA, 776 nt
Organism: Paramuricea clavata
Lineage: Eukaryota; Metazoa; Cnidaria; Anthozoa; Malacalcyonacea; Plexauridae
Source: the annotation of a GenBank genome assembly
AUGGGUACGACAAACUAAAGCCCUACGGCUUUCCUGUUCACGGCUGCAUUGACGGAUAUAGUCGAAGAAUUAUCUGGCUCAAACUUACUAAAAGUAACAACAAUCCGCAUAUUAUUGCCUCAUUCUUCUUAGAAUCUAUUAAGGAAUUACAAGCUUGUCCGACACUCUUACGAACAGAUAGAGGCACGGAGAAUGGAAGUAUGGCGACAGUGCAGUGUUUCCUUCGGAGAAACCAUAACGAUUCAUUAUCCGGUUUGGGUGCUCAUCGUUACGGCUCAUCGCAUGCAAAUCAACGAAUAGAGGCCUGGUGGUCCUUUCUACGAAAGAACUGGAGUUCAUGGUGGAUUAACUUUUUUAAAGAUAUGGUAGAUACUGGGGAUUUGAACACAAGCAACAGCAUGCAUAUGGAAUGCCUUUGGUUUUCAUUCAAGAAAGUAAUCGAAAAUGAGUUGAGUCAAGUUCAAAGUAAUUGGAACAAUCACUAUAUUCGCAAAUCAAGGUACCAAACCAUGACUGGGAUUCCAAACAAACUGUACUUUUUGCCAGAGGAAGUUGGAUCAGAAGAUUACCAGAAACCAUUUAAUCCUGCUGAUCUGAGAGAAGCCGAAUAUGAAGUUCACUCCACCGAUACAGAUAAUUCUGAUGAUGAAGAAAAUGAAACCAGUGACUACCAACAAUAUUUUAACUAUGCACUUCAAACACUUGGAAUUGAUCACCCAACCAGUUGGAGAGAAAGCUUGUAUGUUUAUCAAACAUUGUUAUCUUCUGCCACUUAG